ACGCGAAACACUCAACAGAUCCUGCUAUACGUAUCUUCUUCAGCUUCUUCCUAGACAGGCCCUUUCCUUCUCCGAGCAGAACGCCAGAGGCGACUCCCAAUAGAUAAGAUCGGACAGCAAACGUGGUAUUCACGUCACAGAAACGAGGCUGCGCAUAGCUGAAACAAAGCGUCCAACGCACAUGUCAUCUCACUUACGAAGAUGCAGAGACAUAUAUUGGACCAUCCCGUCUAUCAAAAAUACCUUCAAGCGCAAAAACAGUCAGAAUCUCCACCAGACUACGCCGCCAUGCCUCCAAUUCCCGCAGCCGAUCUCCAGUCCUUCUCUGAGCAUCUUCAGAGAAGCACCAGAAUCCUCGCCCUUCUAGGCGCCGGACUAUCUGCCUCCUCUGGACUACCUACUUUCCGAGGCGCAGGUGGCAUGUGGAGAACAUUUGACGCAAUGUUACUGGCGACGCCUGGAGCAUUCAAUGAUAAUCCCGGAUUGGUGUGGCAGUUUUACAGCCAUCGAAGACAUAUGGCCCUGAACGCGAAGCCUAACCGGGCUCACUACGCUUUGGCGAAACUUGCACAAAAGAAUAAACAUUUCAUAACGCUGAGUCAGAAUGUGGAUGGAUUAUCGCAUCGAGCAGACCAUCCACCUGAACAACUACAUCUACUCCACGGCUCAUUAUUCGACCUUCGAUGUACCGGGUUCUACUGUAAUUAUUCUACAAAGAACGACUUUACGGAUCCACUUACUCCGGCACUCGCGAUACCAACACAAGGCGUACAUCCCGACCCGUCCAAGGACGACAAGACAGGCGAAGAAGCAACCAAGGUGUUAUACGAAGCAAUGAAGGCUUCACACAAGGAAGCAACUCCCACAGAGCUCGACAUAUCGGAUCCCCUCGUCCCACUACCGAGCCUUCAAGCCGAAGAUCUGCCCAAGUGUCCCGAGUGCGGAGGCCUGCUUCGACCCGGUGUUGUCUGGUUCGGUGAAGGAUUACCUUCUCAUACACUCCGUGAAAUUGAUGAUUGGAUAGCGGAGUCGCCUCAGAUAGAUUUGAUGCUGGUCAUAGGGACUAGUUCCAAGGUCUGGCCAGCUGCGGGAUACGUCGACUAUGCACGGGAAAAGGGCGCGCGAGUUGCGGUAGUCAAUAUGGAUCGAAACGAUGCUCCUGGAGGAGCUAAUGGGCUGGAGCCGGGGGAUUGGUUUUUCGAAGGGGACGCCAGUGAAAUCGUCCCGGAAAUUCUCAAGAGUGUGAUCGGGGAAGAGUAGCUUUGCGUUAAACGGUUUCUUGAUCUUCUUUUUGUGUAGGACUUUCGGUUUGAUAGCGUUUCAGGGCAGUAAUGUGGCAUUGCGAUUGGGUUGUUAUUCCUGUUAUUCUUAAUGCAGUUAGUGAAUUCAAUGCUCUUUUGAAUGGU
Molecule: messenger RNA, 1406 nt
Organism: Talaromyces stipitatus ATCC 10500
Lineage: Eukaryota; Fungi; Ascomycota; Eurotiomycetes; Eurotiales; Trichocomaceae
Product: SIR2 family histone deacetylase, putative
Exons: 2
Coding region: 202-1260 (352 amino acids)
Molecular function (GO): protein-succinyllysine desuccinylase activity; protein-malonyllysine demalonylase activity; NAD+ binding
Source: RefSeq, a predicted model, not a curated record